Messenger RNA from Urocitellus parryii (Arctic ground squirrel), 4865 nucleotides. It is a transcript of the gene Atp13a3, whose product is annotated as ATPase 13A3. Gene Ontology annotation, cellular component: late endosome membrane. Gene Ontology annotation, biological process: polyamine transmembrane transport; intracellular calcium ion homeostasis. The record is from RefSeq and is a predicted model, not a curated record. Lineage: Eukaryota; Metazoa; Chordata; Mammalia; Rodentia; Sciuridae. Gene Ontology annotation, molecular function: P-type ion transporter activity; ATP binding; ATP hydrolysis activity.
CGAUGGGACUAGGCUGAGGCGAGGCGGUGGCGGCGGCGACAGCGGCGGCCCGGCCCCCCGCGGCCUCUUGUUUGCUCGGGCCGGGAGGCCGCAGAGGAGACGGUGCGGCAGCGUGGCGGAUCUGACAGAAACAUCCUAGGAUCUUGGUGUCUGGACAUAGGAGUUCUUCAGUUGUUGUGAAGCAUAAGACCUUUCAAAGCACUGUAGAUAUGGACAAAGAAGAAAGGAAGACUAUCAACCAGGGUCAAGAAGAUGAAAUGGAGAUUUAUGGUUAUAAUUUGUGUCGCUGGAAGCUUGCCAUAGUUUCUUUAGGAGUGAUUUGUACUGGUGGGUUUCUUCUCCUCCUCCUGUACUGGAUGCCUGAGUGGCGGGUGAAAGCAACUUGUAUCAGAGCUGCAGUUAAAGACUGUGAAGUGGUGCUGCUGAGGACUACUGAUGAAUUCAGAAUGUGGUUUUGUGCAAAAAUUCGUUUUCUUUCUCUGGAAAAUCAUCCAUUUUCAAAUCCAAAAUCUGUAACUGAUAAGAUUUCAAAUGGCCAUGCAGUUCAUUUAACUGAGAAUCCUGCUGAAGAGAAUAGGCAUGAGAUGAGUAAAUGUUCACAGACUCAGACACAACAGAUUCGUUAUUUCACCCACCAUAGUGUAAGAUAUUUCUGGAAUGAUACCAUUCGCAAUUUUGAUUUCUUAAAGGGGCUGGAUGAAGGUGUUUCUUGUACAUCAAUUUAUGAAAAACAUGGUGUGGGACUGACAAAAGAGAUGCAUGCCUGCAGAAAAUUGCUUUAUGGUGUAAAUGAAAUUACUGUGAAAGUGCCUUCUGUUUUCAAGCUUCUAAUUAAAGAGGUUCUCAAUCCAUUUUACAUUUUCCAGCUGUUCAGUGUUAUACUGUGGAGCACUGAUGAAUACUAUUACUAUGCUCUAGCCAUUGUGAUUAUGUCCAUAGUAUCAAUUGUCAGCUCCCUAUAUUCCAUUAGAAAGCAAUAUGUUAUGUUGCAUGACAUGGUGGCAGCUCACAGCACUGUGAGAGUUUCAGUUUGUAGAGUAAAUGAAGAAAUAGAAGAGAUAUUUUCUACAGACCUUGUGCCAGGAGAUGUGAUGGUCAUUCCUUUAAAUGGAACAGUCAUGCCUUGUGAUGCAGUACUUAUUAAUGGUACUUGCAUUGUAAAUGAAAGCAUGUUAACAGGAGAAAGUGUUCCAGUGACAAAGACUAAUUUGCCAAAUCCUUCAGUGGAUAUAAAAGGAAUGGGUGAGGAAAUAUAUAGUCCAGAAACACAUAAACGACACACUUUGUUUUGUGGGACGACUGUUAUUCAGACUCGUUUCUACACUGGAGAGCUCGUCAAAGCCAUAGUAGUUCGAACAGGAUUUAGUACUUCCAAAGGACAGCUUGUUCGUUCCAUAUUGUAUCCCAAACCAACUGAUUUUAAACUCUACAGAGAUGCCUACUUGUUUCUGCUGUGUCUUGUGGCAGUGGCUGGCAUUGGGUUCAUCUACACGAUUAUCAAUAGCAUUUUAAAUGAGGAAGAAGUUGGGGUAAUAAUUAUAGAGUCUCUUGAUAUCAUUACAAUUACUGUGCCACCUGCACUUCCUGCUGCAAUGACUGCUGGAAUUGUGUAUGCUCAGAGAAGACUGAAAAAAGUUGGUAUUUUCUGUAUCAGUCCCCAACGGAUAAAUAUAUGUGGACAGCUGAAUCUUGUUUGUUUUGACAAGACUGGAACGCUUACUGAAGAUGGUUUAGAUCUCUGGGGGAUUCAACGAGUAGAAAAUGCCCGAUUUCUUUUACCAGAAGAAAAUGUUUGCAAUGAGAUGUUGGUAAAAUCUCAGUUUGUUGCUUGUAUGGCUACCUGUCAUUCACUUACAAAAAUUGAAGGAAUGCUUUCUGGUGAUCCACUUGAUUUAAAAAUGUUUGAAGCCAUUGGAUGGAUUCUGGAAGAAGCAACGGAAGAAGAAACAGCCCUUCAUAAUCGAAUUAUGCCCACUGUGGUUCGUCCUCCUAAACAGCUGCUUCCUGAAUCUACACCUGCAGGAAACCAAGAAAUGGAGCUGUUUGAACUUCCAGCUAUUUAUGAGAUAGGAAUUGUUCGCCAAUUCCCAUUUUCUUCUGCUUUGCAACGUAUGAGUGUGGUUGCAAGGGUGCUAGGGGAUAAGAAAAUGGAUGCCUACAUGAAAGGAGCCCCUGAGGUCAUUGCCAGUCUUUGUAAACCAGAAACCGUUCCUAUUGAUUUUGAGGAAGUUUUAGAAGAUUAUACUAAACAAGGCUUCCGUGUGAUUGCUCUCGCACAUCGAAAAUUGGAGUCAAAACUGACAUGGCAUAAAGUACAGAAUAUUAGUAGAGAUGCCAUUGAAAACAACAUGGAUUUUAUGGGAUUAAUUAUAAUGCAGAACAAAUUAAAGCAAGAAACCCCUGCAGUACUUGAAGAUUUGCAUAAAGCCAACAUUCGCACUGUCAUGGUCACAGGUGACAACAUGUUGACUGCUGUCUCUGUGGCCAGAGACUGUGGAAUGAUUCUACCUCAAGAUAAAGUUAUUAUUGCUGAAGCAUUACCUCCAAAGGAUGGGAAAGUUGCCAAGAUAAAUUGGCAUUAUGCGGACUCACUAACACAGUGCGGUAAUUCAUCAGCAAUUGACUCUGAGGCUAUUCCAAUUAAGUUGGUUCAUGAUAGCUUAGAAGAUCUUCAAUUGACUCGUUAUCAUUUUGCAAUGAAUGGAAAAUCAUUUUCAGUGAUAUUGGAGCAUUUUCAAGACCUUGUUCCUAAGUUGAUGUUGCAUGGCACUGUGUUUGCACGUAUGGCACCUGAUCAGAAGACACAAUUGGUAGAAGCAUUGCAAAAUGUAGAUUACUUUGUUGGGAUGUGUGGUGAUGGUGCAAAUGAUUGUGGUGCUUUGAAGAGGGCACAUGGAGGCAUUUCCUUAUCAGAGCUUGAGGCUUCGGUGGCAUCUCCGUUUACCUCUAAAACGCCUAGUAUUUCCUGUGUGCCAAACCUUAUAAGGGAAGGCCGUGCUGCUUUAAUGACUUCCUUCUGUGUGUUUAAAUUUAUGGCAUUGUACAGCAUCAUACAGUACUUCAGUGUAACUCUCCUGUAUUCUAUCUUAAGUAACCUAGGAGACUUCCAGUUUCUCUUCAUUGAUCUGGCAAUCAUUUUGGUAGUGGUAUUUACAAUGAGUUUAAAUUCUGCCUGGAAGGAACUUGUGGCACAAAGACCACCUUCAGGCCUUAUAUCUGGGGCCCUACUCUUCUCUGUUUUAUCUCAGAUAAUCAUCUGCAUUGGAUUUCAAUCUCUGGGGUUUUUUUGGGUUAAGCAGCAGCCUUGGUAUGAAGUAUGGCAUCCAUAUUCAGAUGCUUGUAAUACAACAAGAAACCCACAUUGGAAUUCUUCACACAUGUAUAAUGAAACUGAACCUGAUUCACACAAUAUACAAAAUUAUGAAAAUACCACGGUGUUUUUUAUCUCCAGUUUUCAGUACCUCAUAGUAGCAAUUGCCUUUUCAAAAGGAAAACCUUUCAGGCAACCUUGCUACAAGAAUUAUCUUUUUGUUGUAUCUGUGAUUAUUUUGUAUGUUUUCAUAUUAUUCAUCAUGUUGCAUCCAGUUGCCUCUAUUGACCAGGUUCUUCAGAUAGUGUGUGUACCAUAUCAGUGGCGUAUAACUAUGCUCAUCAUUGUUCUUGUCAAUGCCCUUGUGUCUAUCAUGGUGGAGAGCUUCUUCCUUGACAUGGUCCUUUGGAAAGUUGUGUUCAAUCGAGACAGACAAGGAGAAUAUCGCUUCACCACCACACAGCCACCACAGGAGUCAGUGGAUCGGUGGGGAAAAUGCUGCUUGUCCUGGGCCCAGGGAUGUAGAAAGAAGAUGCCAAAGGCAAAGUACAUGUAUCUGGCACAGGAGCUAUUGGUUGAUCCAGAAUGGCCACCAAAACCUCAGACGACAACAGAAGCUAAAGCUUUAGUGAAGGAGAAUGGAUCAUGUCAGAUUAUCACCAUAACAUAGCAGUGACUUAGUCUCAGUGGUAUGCUAAUAGCAGUAUUUGAAGGAAUGGUUUUAGGAUUUUCUGGUCCUGUAUGUUAGUGUGGCACUCUUUCAAUUUAUGUCCCUUCUGAUAAGUAUCUGAUUCAAGAGCCUUUUUUAAAACAAAACAAAACAAACAAAAAAGGGUAUUGGCCUCAAUGUUGAAAUUAACUGUCAGUCCAUCUAUAUCUUUCUUUAUUCAGUAACCAAAUAUAUACACUUCCAGAAUUUUGGUUGUUACCCUUAGUCAUACUCUUUAUAUUAGGUACAAGAGAAAUUUGGCAUUUGGUAGAUAUUUAGACAUUAGCUUUUGGAACUAGUUUGCCUCUUUAUUUUCACAACCCUCUUAUUAGAAAAAGUUUAUGUUUAUAUACAGGCCCUAAGUUUGUGAUCAUUAAAAAUAAAAUGGGUGUUAAUUAGCCUCCAGUGAAAACAGGUUGAAAGCCUGUUUUCAUUUUAUUCCAAUAUUUCUCCCAAAGAAUUCUGUGUAAACCUACACCAGUUCUCUUUGAUAGUUUAGAAUUAGUAGUGGGUUUUUAUGGUGUUGCUUAUAGAACAACUCAGGUAAUUCCUCUGUAUGGUGUUAUAUUUUCUGUACAAACUGCCUGGGUUUUAUUUUUCUAAUCGGCAAGGUGCUUCACUGCAUUCUUAAGAUGUCCCUCAAAGCUGUUAAGUGGAUGUUGUUUUCUGUCUGGUGUCAGUGGUCUAAUUGGUUUGCUUCAUUAAAUGUUGUGAAACCUUUUUUACUAGAAAAAGAUGAUUUCUUUUGGCAGUAAAUGUAGAUCUAACAUCUCAACAUACAUUUUUUCCCCCUUCAGGAUUUGUAUUAUUUUUUUWAAUUUUCUCCAAUUUUUUAAUUAUCUAAAG